Molecule: messenger RNA, 1855 nt
Organism: Cervus elaphus (red deer)
Lineage: Eukaryota; Metazoa; Chordata; Mammalia; Artiodactyla; Cervidae
Gene: LBP
Product: lipopolysaccharide binding protein
Exons: 15
Coding region: 79-1524 (481 amino acids)
Biological process (GO): defense response to Gram-positive bacterium; positive regulation of macrophage activation; acute-phase response
Molecular function (GO): lipopolysaccharide binding
Source: RefSeq, a predicted model, not a curated record
UCAGGCCUCGGCUAUUUAAGGGAGCUGGGCCCAGCCAGAGGCUGCGACAGAUCCAGCCCAGCCCCCUGGGAAUCCAGGAUGGUGACCUCAGCGGGCACCCUGCCCUCCCUCCUGCUGGGAACGCUGCUCACAUUCACCUCCGGGGCGCUGGGGGCCAAUCCCGGCCUGGUCGUCAGGAUCACCGACCGGGGCUUGGAGUACGUGGCCCAAGAGGAGCUGUUGGCUCUGCAGAGUAAGCUGCACGAAGUCACGCUGCCCAACUUUGACGGGGACGUCAGGAUCAAACAUUUCGGCAGAGUGGACUAUGAAUUCCACAGCCUGAACAUUCAGAGCUGUAAGCUGCUCGGCUCUGCCCUGAAGCUCCUCCCCAACCAUGGCCUGCAUUUCUCUAUCUCUGACUCCUUCAUCCAGGUCACAGGAGACUGGAAGGUGCGCAAGAGGAUACUGAGACUAAAAGGCUCCUUUGACGUGAAGGUCAAAGGCAUCACCAUUUCAGUGAAUCUUCUCUUGGACAGUGAGCCCUCUGGGAGGCCCAAAGUCGCUGUCUCCAGCUGCAGUAGCCACAUCCAUGACGUGGAGGUGCACAUGUCAGGAGAUUUGGGGUGGCUGCUGAAUCUCUUCCAUAGCCAGAUCGAGUCCAAGUUCCGCAGGGUCUUGGAGAGCAAGAUUUGCGAAAUUAUUCAGGACUCGGUGACCUCUGAGCUACAGCCUUAUCUCCAAACCCUGCCAGUCACAACGAAGAUUGACCAUCUCGCUGGCCUUGAUUACAGCUUAAUGGGGGCCCCUCAAGCAACAGCCCAAAUGCUGGAUGUGAUGUUCAAGGGAGAAAUUUUUAGCCUAGAGGACCGCUUCCCAGUUGCUUUCCUUGCUCCUGUCAUGAACCUUCCUGAGGAACACAGCCGAAUGGUCUACUUUGCCAUCUCUGAUUAUGCCUUCAACACCGCCAGCCUAGUUUAUCAUAAAGCGGGAUUCCUGAACUUUACUAUCACGGAUGACAUGAUUCCACCUGAUUCUACCAUUCGACUGAACACCAAGUCCUUCCGCGCCUUUGUUCCCAGGAUAGCCAGACUGUACCCCAACACAAACUUGGAGCUCCAGGGAGCAGUGAUCUCUGCCCCAUGCCUGAACUUCAGCCCUGGGAAUCUGUCCACAGCCGCCCAGAUGGAGAUCGAGGCCUUUGUGCUCCUGCCCAACUCCGUCAAGGAGCCUGUCUUCCGGCUCGGUGUGGCCACUAAUGUGUCUGCCAUGUUGACCUUCAACACCAGCAAGAUCACUGGAUUCUUGGAGCCAGGAAAGAUACAAGUGGAACUGAAAGAAUCUAAAGUUGGACGAUUCAGUGCGGAGCUGUUGGAGGCACUGCUCAAUUAUUACCUUCUCAACAACUUUUACCCCAAGAUCAAUGAGAAGUUGGCAGAAGGCUUCCCUCUCCCUCUGCUAAAGAGAAUUCAGCUCUCCGACCCCAUUCUCCAGAUCCACAAGGACUUCCUGUUUUUGGGGACCAACGUUCGGUACCUGAGACUUUGAGGGCAACGUCAAAGACAGGGCUUGGAGGCCACAGCUGGAUCGCCAAGUUGCAUUUCCAGAUGUGCAGCACUUUCCUGGAGAUUCUGGGAAGAUGAAGAAGUCUCUGUUAUCAGCUGUGGGAACCUGGCCUCUAACCCUACCCUUUCAGCUGGUGCACCCACACCUUCUCUGACUCCAGACUUUACUUUCUCACCAGGGUAGACCAUCCCCACCCACUGACCUAUCCUGUCUUUAAGGGCAGGCACUGUCUUUUUUAUUCACCACCGAAUCUGUGCCUAGCAGAGUGCUGGCACAUAGUAGGUCCUCAAUAAAUAUUUAUUGAAUGACUCAA